This is a messenger RNA of Trametes versicolor FP-101664 SS1, 2647 nucleotides long. RefSeq lists its product as uncharacterized. Gene Ontology annotation, molecular function: DNA-binding transcription factor activity, RNA polymerase II-specific; DNA binding; zinc ion binding. NCBI's taxonomy places the organism in Eukaryota, Fungi, Basidiomycota, Agaricomycetes, Polyporales, Polyporaceae. Gene Ontology annotation, biological process: regulation of DNA-templated transcription; DNA-templated transcription. Bases 26 to 2527 code for a protein of 833 amino acids. The record is from RefSeq and is a predicted model, not a curated record. The transcript is spliced from 18 exons.
GCUUUCCUUCUUGACAGAGACAACGAUGGCCCCCACCAGGAACUCCGAGAAAGAGCGAGAGCCUCCGGCCGAGGGCGACGCAAAGCAGAGGCGGAAGCCCGGCCGCGCCCCUGUCUCCUGCGCAGAGUGCCGCAGGCUCAAAUUGCGAUGCGAUCGCAAGGUACCAUGCGAGACGUGCACAAAGCGGGGCUGUGCUGCCCUCUGUCCGGACGGUUCAUUACCCACUACCAAAGGCCCUAAGAAAACAGCAGCAGAUGCCGAACAGCUCAGGAAGAGAGUCAGCGAACUGGAGGGUGCCCUCCAGAGGCUACAGGCAACAGUAUCGGACGACCCCCAUCCGCUCUUGCGCGGCGAUAAGGCACCUGCUGGAAUUCCCGUUGAGGAACCGCCGCUGCCAUCCAGUAGUAGUGCCUCGGGGAGCACACCCCCUCGUGCCGAUAGUUCUAGCAGUCCUACCACAGGCAGCACGCCUCCGCAGCGUGAAGAAGCGUCCGACGAGGAGGCCGACUCACUUGAUGCAUAUGUAGGCACGUUGACUCUGGGGACUCGUGGUGAGGCUAGAUUCUUCGGCCAGACGUCGAGGUCAGAGUAUCUCAUUCACGCACCUGAACGGCUGGCCGCCUAUGCUCCUCCAACCCUCCCGCGGCUGACCCACGUCUCCAUCGACGAGGCAAAUAAGGAACUUGACGUCUUCUGCACUAGUAACGAUGUGGCGGAGGACAUUAUGAAGUGCCUCCCACCCAUCUCUAAAGCAAUGCAUUUGUGCGAGAUGUUCUUCGAAUACUCGAAAUUCUUAUGGUUCCCCGUACCAAGGGACUACAUUAUGGACGAAGUGAUCCCCCUUAUGUACCAUCCCGAAGCCUAUAUGGACAAAUGCCACGUCGCGAAGAAGCACGGGAUUGCGCUCCUUUGCAUGAUCUUCGCGCUCGCCCUGCUGUUUGACACGAACAUGCCUCCGUAUGCCGCCGAAGCGCACGAGUGGUAUUUGAUCGCUCGUAUCGCUCUUCGGUGGGCACCGCCUGCCUACGACACGACACUCGCCUCCCUCCAGGCUCUGAUUUACAUGUCUCUCUAUUUGGAGAUGAGUGACUGUGAGCCAGCCCAUACCGGCUCGCACAAAGCAUGGAUGCAGAUCCGACAGGCCGCGACUCUGGGGCAGAGCAUCGGACUGCAUGUGAACAGCAGGAAGUGGCAGCUCGACCACGAGGCAGCGGCCAAGCGCGGGAGGAUCUUCUGGCAGUUGGCGACGUACGACGCCUGGCUCAGCUUCGGCUACGGAAGGCCCCCAAGCAUCUCUCUAUCAUUUGUCGACUGCGACAUUCCGAAAGAAGCGGACGCCGUGGUGAACGAAGAAGAUGGAACCUACCACGCGUGGUGCUGGCAAUUCACGAGGGUGAUGCAUGCCGUCAUGACCGCAACAUCAGGCGCGAAGCCCCCGACAUAUGCGAAGGUCUUCGAGCUCGACAGGCGCAUCCGUGACUUCCCUGUCCCACCCUCACUGCGCAUACCAUGCGGGCCGCAGGAGAACAAGAUAGAGCCGAUCGCACUGACCAUGCAGAGGCUGCUAGUCACUGUGCACAAGGAGACAACCCUUCUGAACUUGCAUCGGCCAUACUUCUCGUUGGCGGUCAAGGAGGCCUCUGACGACCCGCUGCGCCACAAGUACGGGGCGUCCGUGUUGUCGAUUUACCGAUCCGCAUGGAGGAUCCUCACUACCAUGCAAUCCGCAUACCGCGCCGCGCCUGGAAUCACGUCACGAUACGGCCUAGUUUGGUCGCAUUCGCUGGCAUGCGCAAUCAUGCUCUGUUUGCUCAUCACCCGCGCGUCUAAGUCGACGCUCGCCGCACCCUGCCUCAUCGAGCUCGACAAGAUCUGCUCGUUGUUCGAGGACGCGGCAGGCCAGAGUCAGGUCGCCUCCAACAACCUGGAGGUGAUCCGGAAGCUGCGCAAGCAAGCGCAGACGGCGAUGUCGAACGUGCGCGUGGACGACGCCGCAGCCGUCGCGCAGGAGCUCGACCGCCUCGGCGGCAAGACGCAGCUGAUCCAGACUGUCGGCGAGCGCGAGCUGCACUGCCCAUCGCGGCCGCCCCCCGUCAAGAACGGGCCGACGUCGUUCGAGGUGACGAACCUGUUCGCGGAGGGCAACACGUAUGGCGCGCAGCUGCAGCCGACCGUCGCGCUCGACACGGACAUGCUCUCGUUCGAUGCACCGGGCCCUGUGAACGGCAACGGCGCGCACCUGAACGGCUUCCAGGCGCAGGCGAACGGCCAUACGAAUGGCCACAACAAUGGGGUGCCUAUGGGCGCGGCGCCAUUCGACUUUGGGUUCCCGCUGUCGGGCGGGUUCCCUGACAUGAUGCAGGGGCAGGCGGGGGCGCCGCCGAUGGCGGACUUCGACCUCUCCGGGGCCGUCGCUUGGGACCCGUCGCUGAACGGGUGGCUGCCGAGCAAUGCGGACUUCUUGCAACCGAACGUGGCGGACGCGGAGGCCACCUGGCAGGCUCUGGUCGAGCAGCUUGGGAUAUAGAGGGCGUGAUGUGUUGUGUGUACGAUACCGUGGUUUGGUGCAGUUUUUUCCGCUCUGUGCACGUUGUCUUGUAGGUUAUGGUCUCAAAAGAUACUUGGAUGACCUGUUUAACGAUCUGAU